CUACCGACUCUCCCGCUCUCCCGGGAGCCUGGGGAGCCCUGGGGCGUCCCCUACCUGACCGGGAAGCUGGGCUCUCGCCCCGGGGUUGUCCGGAGGGGGCUCCAGCAGGGGGCGCCCAGAGCCCCGUCCCGCGCAGUCGGGCGCGCCUCCAGCCGGCGCCUGGGACGGGGCUGGCCGCUCCGCCCCCUCGGCUCCUCGGCUGCUCAGCGGGCGGGCGCCGGGCGCUCUGGGAGGAGAGGACUGCAGGGCCGAGCCCAGCUCACCCCGCCGUGUCCCCAGUGCCCGCCGUGCCCGCCGCGGUUGCCGCAGCGCAGCCUCCCGCCGGUUGUAUGUUCGAGGCCUCAAUGAGGAGCCCAAACAUGGAGCCAUUCAAGCAGCAGAAGGUGGAGGACUUUUAUGACAUCGGAGAGGAGCUGGGGAGUGGCCAGUUUGCCAUCGUGAAGAAGUGCCGGGAGAAGAGCACGGGGCUUGAGUAUGCAGCCAAGUUCAUCAAGAAGCGGCAGAGCCCGGCGAGCCGGCGCGGUGUGAGCCGGGAGGAGAUCGAGCGGGAGGUGAGCAUCCUGCGGCAGGUGCUGCACCACAAUGUCAUCACGCUGCACGACGUCUACGAGAACCGCACCGACGUGGUGCUCAUCCUUGAGCUAGUGUCUGGAGGAGAGCUCUUCGAUUUCCUGGCCCAGAAGGAGUCACUGAGUGAGGAGGAGGCCACCAGCUUCAUUAAGCAGAUCCUGGAUGGGGUGAACUACCUUCACACAAAGAAAAUUGCUCACUUUGAUCUCAAGCCAGAAAACAUUAUGUUGUUAGACAAGAAUAUUCCUAUUCCACACAUCAAGCUGAUUGACUUUGGUCUGGCUCACGAAAUAGAAGAUGGAGUUGAAUUUAAGAACAUUUUUGGGACGCCGGAAUUUGUCGCUCCAGAAAUUGUGAACUACGAACCCCUGGGUCUGGAGGCUGACAUGUGGAGCAUAGGCGUCAUCACCUACAUCCUCCUAAGUGGAGCAUCCCCUUUCCUGGGAGACACGAAGCAGGAAACACUGGCAAAUAUCACAGCAGUGAGUUACGACUUUGAUGAGGAAUUCUUCAGCCAGACGAGCGAGCUGGCCAAGGACUUCAUUCGGAAGCUUCUGGUUAAAGAGACCCGGAAACGGCUCACAAUCCAAGAAGCUCUCAGACACCCCUGGAUCACGCCGGUGGACAACCAGCAAGCCAUGGUGCGCAGGGAGUCUGUGGUCAAUCUGGAGAACUUCAAGAAGCAGUAUGUCCGCCGGCGGUGGAAGCUCUCCUUCAGCAUCGUGUCCCUGUGCAACCACCUCACCCGCUCGCUGAUGAAGAAGGUGCACCUGAGGCCAGAUGAGGACCUGAGGAACUGUGAGAGUGACACUGAGGAGGACAUCGCCAGGAGGAAAGCCCUCCACCCGCGGAGGAGGAGCAGCACCUCCUAACUGGCCUGGCCUGCAGUGGCUGCCAGGGAAGUCUGGGCCCAGCGGCGCUCCCUUCUGUGCAGACUCUUGGACCUAGCUCAGCACCAGCACCCGGCGUCCUGAGCACUUCGCAAGAGAGGUGGGCCCACAGAAUUCAGAAGAGCUUGCAGGCAAGCCGACCCUGGGAGCUGUGGCUGUCUCCUGUGGAGGAGGCUCCGACUUUCCCAAAGCUCUUAAUUCUCCAUAAAAUGGGCUUUCCUCUGUCUGCCAUCCUCAGAGCCUGGGGUAGGGGUGUGGACUUAGGAAAACAAUAUAAAGGACAUCCUCAUCAUCACGUGGUGAAGGUCAGACUCAGGCAGCCUUCCUCACAGGCUGAGGGGGUUCAGAACCAGCCUGGCCAAAAAUUACACCAGGAAGACACAGUCCUCCCUACUGGGAACAGGGUGAUUGAGGAAAGUGAACCUUGGGUGUGAGGGACCAAUCCUGUGACCUCCCAGAACCACGGAAGCCAGGACGUCAGGCUGACCAACACCUCAGACCUUCUGAAGCAGCCCAUUGCUGGCCCACCAUGUUGUAAUUUUGCUCAUUUUUAUUAAACUUCUGGUUUACCUGAUGCUCGGCUUCUUUUAGGGCUACUCCCAUCUGAUUUCCUUUAGCCCGUGUGCCUGUGACUCUGGGGGGGCACCCAGUGGGGUGCUGAGUGGACAGAAUCUCAGAAGGUCCUCCUGAACUGUCCCCGCAGGCCUGCAGUGGGCCUGCCUCCUUCUUGCUUCCCUAACAGGAAGGUGUCCAGUUCAAGAGAAUCCACCCAGAGACUGGGAGUGGUGGCUCAUGCCUGUCAUCCCUGCGCUUUGGCAGUCCAAGGCAGGGGAAUUGCUUGAACUCAGAAGUUGGAGACCACUCUGGGCAACAUGGCAAAACCCAGUCUCUACAAAAAAUACAAAAAAUUAGAGGUGUAAUGGUAGGCACCUGGCGUCCCAGCUACUCCAGGGGCUGAGGCAAGAGCAUUGCUUAAGCCCAGAAGGUCGAGGCUGCAGUGAGCUGAGAUCACAUCCCUGCACUCCAACCUGGGUGACAGAGAGAGACCGUAUCCAAAAAAAAAGGUUGCCAGAGACGAGCAUGCCCGUGCUCCCUCUACCUCACUGCCACCACUCCUGCUGUCAGGGGCUGAGUGUGUCUCCCUAAAAUUCCUAUGUUGAAGUCUUAACCCUCGGUACCACAGAGUAUCACUGUAUUUGGAGAUGGGGGCUUUAGAAAGGCACUUAAAUUAAAAUGAGCUCACUGGUGUGGGCCCCGAUGCAAUAUAAUUGGUGUCCUUAUAAGAAGGGGAGGGUAGGACAGGCAGGAAAGGCCACACGAAGGCCCAGGAGUGGGAGGGGGAAUAGCCAUGAACAAACUAAGGAGGGGGCUCAGAGGAAACCAACCCUGCUGACACCUCAGUCUUAGACUCUGGCCUCAAACAUAGUAAGAAAAUAAACUUCUGUCUUUUAAGCUA
Messenger RNA from Chlorocebus sabaeus (green monkey), 2916 nucleotides. It is a transcript of the gene DAPK2, whose product is annotated as death associated protein kinase 2. Lineage: Eukaryota; Metazoa; Chordata; Mammalia; Primates; Cercopithecidae. Gene Ontology annotation, molecular function: ATP binding; protein serine/threonine kinase activity. Gene Ontology annotation, cellular component: cytoplasm; nucleus. The record is from RefSeq and is a predicted model, not a curated record. Gene Ontology annotation, biological process: intracellular signal transduction; positive regulation of apoptotic process; protein phosphorylation.